GAUCAAGAGGAGGUUAUGUUUAAAUAAAAAUCAUAAAAAUUAAUUGAUUUUUGAUUGAGUUAGGGACCAUUUUAUAAUAUUAUACGUUAGCUAUGGAAUUUAAAGUUGAAAUUAAAGAAGAGUUUCUUGAAUAUAACCAAAAAGAUACAGAUAGCCAGCUAAACACAUCCAUAGAUCUAGAAAACUUCAAAAUAGAACUAGAAGAUAACUCAGAAAUGGGACUAAAAGCUGUAAUUAAAGAAGAGUUUGCAGAGGGUUGUCAAGGAUUUAUGGAGAGUCAGCUAUAUACAUCUCCAGAUAUUAAAUACUUCGUUAAUAAAGAAGAUAAAGAUAACUCAGGUUUUUCUCAGAACGAAAUGGAAAUUAUGAAAACUGAACUUGCAUGCACAACGGAACAACAAAAAACUGAAGAAACAACAUUAAAUAAUUACAUUUGUGAAAUUUGUUUUAAGCAAUUUAACCACAAAAGGUCUUUGAAACGACAUAUAAAAACGCACACUAAAGAAAGGCUUUAUAAGUGUGAAAUUUGUUUUAAGCAGUUCAGUGAAGCAGGUCAAUUGAAAAGACAUUUGCGAGUGCACACUAAAGAAAAACCUCACAAGUGUGAAAUUUGUUUUAAGCAAUUUAAUGAAGCAGGUAACUUAAAAACACAUUUGAGAGUGCACACUGGAGAAAAACCUCACAAGUGUGAAAUUUGUUUUAAGCAGUUUAUUACGGCAAGUGAGUUGAAAGUACAUUUGAGAGUGCACACUGGAGAAAAACCUCACCAGUGUGAAAUCUGUUUUAAGCGGUUUAGUAGAGCAGGUGAUUCGAAAAGACAUUUGCGAGUGCACACUGGAGAAAAACCUCACAAGUGUGAAAUUUGUUCUAAACAAUUUAGUGAAGCAUAUACUUUAAAAGAACAUUUGAGAGUUCACACUGAAGAAAAUCCUCACAAGUGUCAAAUCUGCUUUAAGCUAUUUCUUACAGCAGGUCAUUUGAAAAUACAUUUGAGAGUGCACACUUGGGAGAAACCUCACAAGUGUGAAAUUUGUUUUAAGAAAUUUAUUACGGCAAGUGAGUUGAAAGUACAUUUGAGAGUACACACUGGAGAAAAGCCGUUUAAGUGUGAAAUUUGUUUUAAGCAAUUUAUUAUAGCAGGUCAUUUGACAACACAUUCAAAAGUGCACACUGGAGAAAAACCUCACAAGUGUGAAAUUUGUUUUAAGCAAUUUAAUCAAAAAAGUACUUUAAAAAGACAUUUGAGUGUGCAUACUGGACAAAAACCUCACAAGUGUGAAAUUUGUUUUAAGCAGUUUAUUACAGCAGGUGUUUUGAAAGUACAUUUGAGAGUGCAUACUGGAGAAAGACCUCACAAGUGUGAAAUCUGUUCUAAGCAGUUUAUUACAGCAGGUCAUUUGAAAGUACAUUUGAGAGUGCACACUGGAGAAAAACCUCACAAGUGUGAAAUUUGUUUUAAGCAGUUUAGUGAUCCAAGUCAUUUAAAAACACAUUUGAGAGUGCACACUUGGGGAAAACCUAACAAGUGUGAAAUUUGUUUUAAGAAAUUUCUUACGGCAAGUGAGUUGAAAGUACAUUUGAGAGUACACACUGGAGAAAAGCCGUAUAAGUGUGUAAUUUGUUUUAAGCAAUUUAUUAUAGCAGGUCAUUUGACAAGACAUUUAAAAGUGCACACUGGAGAAAAACCUCACAAGUGUGAAAUUUGUUUUAAGAAAUUUAUUACGGCAAGUGAGUUGAAAGUACAUUUGAGAGUACACACUGGAGAAAAGCCGUAUAAGUGUGAAAUUUGUUUUAAGCAAUUUAUUAUAGCAGGUAAUUUGACAAGACAUUUAAAAGUGCACACUGGAGAAAAACCUCACUAGUGUGAAACUUGUUUUAAGCAAUUUAAUCAAAAAAGUACUUUAAAAAGAUAUUUGAGAGUGCAUACUGGACAAAAACCUCACAAGUGUGAAAUUUGUUUUAAGCUGUUUAUUACAGCAAGUGUUUUGAAAGUACAUUUGAGAGUGCAUACUGGAGAAAGACCUCACAAGUGUGAAAUCUGUUCUAAGCAGUUUAUUAUAGCAGGUCAUUUGAAAACACAUUUGAGAGUGCACACUGGAGAAAAACCUCACUAGUGUGAAAUUUGUUUUAAGCAAUUUAUUACGGCAAGUGAGUUGAAAGUACAUUUGAAAAUACACACUGGAGAAAAGCCGUAUAAGUGAAAUUUGUUUAAAGCAAUUUAUUAUAGCAGGUCAUUUGAAAACACAUUUGAGAGUGCACACUGGAGAAAAACCUCACGAGUGUGAAAUUUGUUUUAAGCAAUUUAUUACGGCAAGUGAGUUGAAAGUACAUUUGAAAGUACGCACUGGAGAAAAGCCGUAUAAGUGAAAUUUGUUUAAAGCAAUUUAUUAUAGCAGGUCAUUUGAAAACACAUUUGAGAGUGCACACUGGAGAAAAACCUCACGAGUGUGAAAUUUGUUUUAAGCAAUUUAUUACGGCAAGUGAGUUGAAAGUACAUUUGAAAGUACGCACUGGAGAAAAGCCGUAUAAGUGAAAUUUGUUUAAAGCAAUUUAUUAUAGCAGGUCAUUUGAAAACACAUUUGAGAGUGCACACUGGAGAAAAACCUCACGAGUGUGAAAUUUGUUUUAAGCAAUUUAUUACAGCAAGUGUGUUGAAAGUACAUUUGAGGGAGAAAAACCUCACAAGUGUGAAAUCUGUUUUCAGCUGUUCAGUCGAGCACAUCAUUUAAAAACACAUUUGAGAGUACACACUGGAGAAAAACCUUACAAGUGUGAAAUCUGUUUUAAGCAGUUCAGUGAUGCAAGUAAUUUAAAAACACAGUUGAGAGUGCACACUGGAGAAAAACCUCACAAGUGAAAUUUGUUUUAAGCAAUUUAUUACGGCAAGUGAGUUGAAAGUACAUUUGAAAGUACACACUGGAGAAAAGCCGUAUAAGUGAAAUUUGUUUAAAGCAAUUUAUUUUAGCAGGUCAUUUGAAAACACAUUUGAGAGUGCACACUGGAGAAAAACCUCACAAGUGUGAAAUUUGUUUUAAGCAAUUUAUUACGGCAAGUGAGUUGAAAGUACAUUUGAAAGUACACACUGGAGAAAAGCCGUAUAAGUGAAAUUUGUUUAAAGCAAUUUAUUAUAGCAGGUCAUUUGAAAACACAUUUGAGAGUGCACACUGGAGAAAAACCUCACGAGUGUGAAAUUUGUUUUAAGCAAUUUAUUACAGCAAGUGUGUUGAAAGUACAUUUGAGGGAGAAAAACCUCACAAGUGUGAAAUCUGUUUUCAGCGGUUCAGUCGAGCACAUCAUUUAAAAACACAUUUGAGAGUACACACUGGAGAAAAACCUUACAAGUGUGAAAUCUGUUUUAAGCAGUUCAGUGAUGCAAGUAAUUUAAAAACACAGUUGAGAGUGCACACUGGAGAAAAACCUCACAAGUGAAAUUUGUUUUAAGCAGUUUAUUACGGCAAGUGAGUUGAAAGUACAUUUGAGAGUGCACACUGGAGAAAAAUCUCACAAGUGCAAAAUUUGUUUGAAGUAAUUUAGUCAAAUAGAAACUUUGAAAAAGCAUUUGACAAUGCACACUGGAGAAAAGCCUUAUAAGUGCGAAAUUUGUUGUAAGCAGUUUUCUCAGAAGGUUCAGUUAAAUGGUCAUUUAAGAUUGCACACUUGAGAAACGCUUUACAAGUGUGAAAUUUGUUUAAAGCAGUUUACUCAGAAAGCUCAUUUAAAUGUUGAUUUAAAACUGCAUACUUGAGACAAGUCCUAAAGUGUGAAAUUUGUUUUAAGCAGUUUAGCCGUGCAACUACUUUGAAAAGACAUUUGAGAGUACACACUGGAGAAAAACCUCAAGUGUGAAAUUUGUUUGAAGCAAUUUAACCAAAUAGUUUCUUUGAAACGACAUAAUAAAACGCACCCUAGCGAAAAGCAUUACAAGUGUGAAAUUUGUUUUAAGUAGUUUAGUCUAGAACAGAGUUUGAAAAUACAGUGUGAAAUUUAUUUUAAGCAGUUUAGCCGAGCAACUACUUUGAAAAGACAUUUGAGAGUGCACACUAGAGAAAAACCUCACAAGUGUGAAGGCAUUUGUUUUAAGCAGUUUAUUAGUCAAAAAUAUCAUUUGAAAAGUCCUUUGGGAGUGCACACUGAGAAAAUUGCCUCACAAGUGUGAAAUUUGUCUCAAGUAGUUUACACAAACAGGUCAUUUGCACACUCAUUUGAGAAUACACACUACAGAAAACGUUAAUUUCGUCUAAUAAGUGGCCUGUGUUUUUAGUUUUGUAUAUAGCCUCUUAGAGGGCGCCGCCAAUAAAACUUUCGGACACGAACGUAACCUCAAUCUUUUGUUGACAUAAAUCGAGAGUUUUAUUGCGAUACAAUAAGUCAUGUAGAUACAAUGAAUUUUUGAAAUUAGCAAGUCGGUCAAAAAUGGAUCUUAGCCGAGAACAUUUUCGAGCAAUAAUUUUUUACAAUUUUUGGAGAGGAUUAUCCCAAAUGCCAUGUCACGCUGAAAUGGUUUCUGUGUUUGGGAAUGAAGCAUCACACCAGUCAACUAUUUCCCGCUUGUAUUGCGAAUUUCAACGUAGUCACGCCAGUCUCAGCGACGAAUCCAGGCCAGGUCCACCCAAAACAGUCACACAGCAAAACGUUGAUGCGGUUCGUCAGCUAAUUAAGGAUAACCGAUGUGUAAUAUACCGGGAGAUAGAGGCCUCUUUGGGCAUUUCAAAGACCUCGAUCCAAAAGAUCCUACAUGAAGAACUGGGUGUUAGGAAGUUGGCUUGCGUUUGGAUCCCUCAUUUGCUUACAGAAGAGCAAAAAGCAGUUCGCGUCAAUUGGUGUCGAAAAACAUUGGAACGGUUCAACAAAAGAAGCUCAAAAAACGUUUAUAGUAUUGCUAGUGGCGAUGAAUCUUGGGUUUACUCCUACCAACCGGAAAAUAAGCGCUAAUCCGCUGCGAGUGUUUCACGAUGAGGUAAAACCAACAAAAGUGAUCCGUUCUCGAAGUGUGUCAAAGAAAAUGGUUGCAACUUUUAUGUCAAAAUCUGGUCAUGUGGCAACAAUUGCUGUAGAAGAUUGAAGAACGGUUACUUCCUGAUUGGUAUAUAACCCUUUGUUUACCAGAAGUUAUCGCGAAACUCCGACAAAGCAGCAACACACAACGGCGAAUCAUCUUACGUCAUGACAAUACAAGUGCCCAUACUGCCCAUAAGACAAAAGAGUUUUUGGACCUUCAAAACAUCGAAUUGUUAAACCAUCCACCGUAUAGUUCCGACCUAAGUUCCAACGACUUCUUCACGUAUCCAAAGAUUAACAAUUCAAUGCGUGGGCUGCGAGUCCAGUCGCCAGAAGAAGUCAUCGAUGCCUUUAAAACAGCGAUUUUGCAGGUGUAAACUGAAGACUGGAAUAACUGUUUUACCGAUUGGUUUGAACAUAUGCAAAAGUGUAUCGAUCUUGGUGGGACAUAUUUUGAAAAGUAAUAAAGUAGUUUCAGUUUAAA
Messenger RNA from Diabrotica virgifera virgifera (western corn rootworm), 5482 nucleotides. Its product is annotated as zinc finger protein 226-like. Bases 93 to 1862 code for a protein of 589 amino acids. The record is from RefSeq and is a predicted model, not a curated record. Gene Ontology annotation, cellular component: nucleus. Gene Ontology annotation, molecular function: DNA-binding transcription activator activity, RNA polymerase II-specific; RNA polymerase II cis-regulatory region sequence-specific DNA binding. The transcript is spliced from 3 exons. Gene Ontology annotation, biological process: regulation of transcription by RNA polymerase II. NCBI's taxonomy places the organism in Eukaryota, Metazoa, Arthropoda, Insecta, Coleoptera, Chrysomelidae.